GAAAAGCGUAAAAAUUUGCGAUAUGGGUCAUAGUACAUGCUGUGUCGUAAAUUGUAAAAACAAUGGGAAAAACAGUUCAUGCAAGUUUUAUUCGUUUCCAACAUCAAAGUGGACAAUACAGCAAAGACAAAAAUGGAUAGCUGCUGUGAAGAGAAAAAAUGCUGAUGGGUCCCCAUGGCAGCCAAAACGACAUGAUACAAUAUGCAGUGAACAUUUUAUUGGAGGCAAAAAGUCAGACGCAGAGGCGAGCCCUAGCUAUAUUCCAACAAUAUUCCCGUCAAAGUAUCGGUGUAAGAAAAUUGACCAUUCUCAGGUCGCUGCCAGAUAUAAUCGUUUUAUGACACGAAGAUAUCAGGAUCAACAAUUUAUUGGAAAAUACGAACACAAUCAGUUACCAAUCGAAACAGUUACUAAAGUAAAUGAAAGGGAAUUUACUAUGAUGGCCGAUAAAGGAUGCCAAGCAGAUAUUUAUAAUCAGUUCAAGUUGAAAGAAACAACAUUUAUUUGUAAUAGGUACAUUCAAAAUAAUAACUGUGAUGCUGAGAUCCAAGUAGAAAUACCAACUAUUUCCAAAAUUGUCACCACAAAUACUCCAAAAACUAAAGAUAUAGGUUGUUGCACUACUAAAGUAACAUAUAGUACCCAAUCAACAUCUACAAGUAGUCAAGAUUUUGUUGGUAUUUCAUCAAUUAAGAAUGACCAACAACUACUAGAUCUCGCUGGUGUGUCAUUCAAAAGUUUUGAUAUUUUAUUAAGAAGAAUGACAAAUGGGAAAUAUGCAGUUUCCAAAAAGGACCGGCUUUUAAUUUUUUUGAUGAAAUUCAAAACUGGACUGUCAUUUUCAGCAUUAAGUGUAUUGUUUGGCAUACAUAGAACCACAAUCUCAAGAAUAUUUUAUCAUAUUCUACAAGAUCUAAAAUUAAAUAAUUGAACAUUGUUUAAUCAUUAAUUAAACCAAAAAAAAAAUACAAACUCUUCAGGAAUAUAAUACAUAUUAGUAAAUAGUAUCAUGGACUUAUAUGCUAUAGUAUUAAAUUGGUAUUAAAUACUACUGUCUGUGUCUGAUGUCUCUUAUCUGUCUGACAGCAGCUUGCAAGUCGUAAGGCCGGGUUUCCACCUGCAAGUAGACUUGCAAGCUGCUGUCAGACAGACUGUUGGACAUUUCUUGCGGAAGUUUUCUUGCAGAUGGAAACGCGGCCUUAUAUCUGUUUGUAAAAAGUCAAUCAAAACUCUUUGGUAGUAGUUAGUAGGUAGUAGUAGUUUAGUAGCUAUGUAAAAUAAAUUGUAAAACCAGU
This is a messenger RNA of Colias croceus (clouded yellow), 1295 nucleotides long. RefSeq lists its product as uncharacterized. The transcript has 3 exons. Bases 23 to 931 code for a protein of 302 amino acids. Lineage: Eukaryota; Metazoa; Arthropoda; Insecta; Lepidoptera; Pieridae. The record is from RefSeq and is a predicted model, not a curated record.